AAAGUAUAUAAGCACUGACGGGCGAGGACUUGAUACAUAGUGUCGUCACACGAUCAACAAAUCGGAUCGGUGUUGCGGCAGGACCACAGCACACUUGUGCAAUGAGAGCUACGGCGGUGUGGGCGGCGCUGCUUCUGCAGCUGGCGGUCGUAGCGGCGGCGCCCUGGAACACGGGGUGUCUCUUCUCCAGGGACCCCGACUGUUGGCGAUCGCACGCAGGCACAAGUGUGGAUAAUCACGCCUUUGGGACACUUCACACACAGAAUUCGGCACUUACCCCAGCAAAGGAUGACAACAGAUGGCCACAUAUCCGACAGCAGGAAGCAGAAAAUGGCGAAAGUGAACAAAAUCAUCCAGCCGAUGUAAAGAAAAAGUACUUACAUGAAUUAACGAGACUCUUACAAGGUAUUAUGGCAGAGAGGGAAGAAAGAAGUAGGAGCGACAGCGACAGUAGCAGCGACAGCAGCAGCAGCAGUAGUAGCACUAAUGAGAACAAUAUUAGUAACACUGAAAACAGUAGCAGUAAUGAAUUUGGAAGUGGACAAGAUGGACAUAGUGGAGAGAAUGGAAGUGGAAGUGGAGGUGGCAGUGGAGGACUAGCUGGUAGUGGAGGACUCGGAAGUGGCAGUGGAAAUGGUGGAAACGGUGGUAAUGGAGGCAACGGUGGGGACGGUGGAGACAGUGUAACUGGAGGAGAUGGAGGGGAUGGUGGAAAUGGAGGUAAUGGUGGAGAUGCUGGCGACAGCAGCAAUGGUGGUGAUGCCGGUGAUGGAGGAGAUGGUGGUGAUGGAGGCAAUGGUGGUGAUGCUGGAGAUGGAGGUGAUGGUGGAAAUGGCGGCGAUGGCGGAGAUGGAGGUGAUGGAGGCAGUGGUGGUGAUGCUGGCAAUGGAGGUGAUGGUGGAAAUGGAGGUGAUGGUGGAGAUGGAGGUGAUGGAGGCAGUGGUGGUGAUGCUGGCAAUGGUGGAGAUGGUGGUGAUGGAGGUGAUGGUGGAAAUGGAGGUGACGGUGGAGAUGGAGGUGAUGGAGGCAGUGGAGGUGAUGCUGGAGAUGGAGGAGAUGGUGGUGAUGGUGGCGACGGAGGCAAUGGUGGCGAUGCUGGAGAUGGAGGAGAUGGUGGAAAUGGAGGCGAUGGUGGUGAUGGAGGUGAUGGAGGCAGCGGUAGUGAUGCCAGCAAUGGAGGAGAUGGUGGUGAUGGUGGUGAUGGAGGCAAUGGUGGUGAUGCUGGUGAUGGAGGAGAUGGUGGUGAUGGUGGCGAUGGAGGCAACGGUGGUGAUGCUGGAGAUGGAGGUGAUGGUGGAAAUGGAGGCAAUGGUGGUGAUGGAGGUGAUGGAAGCAGUGGUGGUGAUGCUGGAGAUGGAGGAGAUGGUGGUGAUGGAGGCAAUGGUGGUGAUGCUGGCGAUGGAGGUGAUGGUGGAAAUGGAGGCGAUGGUGGAGAUGGAGGUGAUGGAGGCAGUGGUGGUGACGCUGGCAAUGGAGGAGAUGGUGGUGAUGGAGGCGAUGGUGGUGAUGCUGGUGAUGGAGGUGAUGGUGGAAAUGGUGGUGAUGGUGGCGAUGGAGGCAAUGGUGGUGAUGCUGGAGAUGGAGGAGAUGGUGGAAAUGGAGGCGAUGGUGGUGAUGGAGGUGAUGGAGGCAGUGGUGGUGCUGCUGGAGAUGGUGGUGAUGGAGGCAGUGGCGGUGAUGCUGGCGAUGGUGGUGAUGGUGGAAAUGGAGGUGAUGGUGGAGAUGGAGGUGAUGGAGGCAGUGGUGGUGAUGCUGGCAAUGGUGGAGAUGGUGGUGAUGGAGGUGAUGCUGGAAAUGGAGGUGAUGGUGGAGAUGGAGGCAGUGGAGGUGAUGCUGGAGAUGGAGGAGAUGGUGGUGAUGGUGGCGACGGAGGCAAUGGUGGUGAUGCUGGAGAUGGAGGAGAUGGUGGAAAUGGAGGCGAUGGUGGUGAUGGAGGUGAUGGAGGCAGCGGUAGUGAUGCCAGCAAUGGAGGAGAUGGUGGUGAUGGUGGUGAUGGAGGCAAUGGUGGUGAUGCUGGUGAUGGAGGAGAUGGUGGUGAUGGUGGCGAUGGAGGCAACGGUGGUGAUGCUGGAGAUGGAGGUGAUGGUGGAAAUGGAGGCAAUGGUGGUGAUGGAGGUGAUGGAAGCAGUGGUGGUGAUGCUGGAGAUGGAGGAGAUGGUGGUGAUGGAGGCAAUGGUGGUGAUGCUGGCGAUGGAGGUGAUGGUGGAAAUGGAGGUGAUGGUGGAGAUGGAGGUGAUGGAGGCAGUGGAGGUGAUGCUGGAGAUGGAGGCGAUGGUGGCGAUGGAGACAAUGGUGGUGAUGGUGGAGAUGGUGGUGAUGGUGGAAAUGGAGGUGAUGGUGGAGAUGCAGGUGAUGGAGGCAGUGGUAGUGAUGCUGGCAAUGGAGUAGAUGGUGGAGAUGGAGGCAAUGGUGGUGAUGCUGGUGAUGGAGGUGAUGGUGGAAAUGGUGGUGAUGGUGGUGACGGAGGCAAUGGUGGUGAUGCUGGAGAUGGAGGAGAUGGUGGAAAUGGAGGCAAUGGUGGUGAUGCAGGUGAUGGAGGCAGUGGUGGUGAUGCUGGUGAUGGUGGUGAUGGAGGCAAUGGCGGUGAUGCUGGCGAUGGUGGCGAUGGUGGAAAUGGAGGUGAUGGUGGAGAUGGAGGUGAUGGAGGCAGUGGUGGUGAUGCUGGCAAUGGUGGAGAUGGUGGUGAUGGUGGUGAUGGAGGUAAUGGUGGUGAUGCUGGUGAUGGAGGAGAUGGUGGUGAUGGAGGCAAUGGCGGUGAUGCUGGUGAUGGAGGUGAUGGUGGAAACGGAGGUAAUGGCGGAGAUGGAGGUGAAGGAGGCAGUGGUGGUGAUGCUGGAGAUGGAGGAGAUGGUGGUGAUGGAGGCAAUGGUGGUGAUGCUGGCGAUGGAGGUGAUGGUGGAAAUGGUGGCAAUGGUGGAGAUGCAGGUGAUGGAGGCAAUGGUGGUGAUGCUGGAGAUGGUGGAAAUGGCGGUGAUGGUGGAAAUGGAGGUGAUGGAGGCAGUGGUGGUGAUGCUGGCAAUGGAGGUGAUGGUGGAAAUGGUGGUGAUGGUGGAGAUGGAGGCAAUGGUGGUGAUUCUGGCAGUGGUGGCAGUGGAGGAAGUGGAGGAGAUGGUGGUAAUGGUGGAAGUGGUGGCAGUGGUGGCAGUGAUGGUAGUGAUGGCACUGAUGGCAGUGAUGGAGGCAAUGGUGAUGAUGCUGGAAAUGGAGGUGAUGGUGGCAAUGGAGGAGAUGGAGGUAAUGGAGGCAGUGGUGGCGAUGCUGGUGAUGGAGGUGAUGGUGGAGAUGGUGGUGAUGGAGGUAGUGGUGGAGGUGCUGGUGAUGGAGGGGAUGGUGGAAAUGGUGGUGAUGGUGGAGAUGGAAGUGAUGGAGGCAGUGGUGGUGGUGCUGGUGAUGGUGGCAAUGGUGGUGAUGGAGGCAAUGGUGGUGAUGCUGGUAAUGGAGGUGAUGGUGGAAAUGGUGGAGAUGGAGGUGAUGGAGGCAGUGGUGGAGAUUCUGGCAAUGGAGGUGAUGGUGGAAAUGGUGGUGAUGGAGGAGACGGUGGCAAUGGUGGUGAUUCUGGCAAUGGAGGAGAUGGUGGAGAUGGUGGUGAUGGUGGUGAUGGAGGUAGUGGUGGAGGUGCUGGUGAUGGAGGUGAUGGUGGAAAUGGUGGAGAUGGAGGUGAUGGAGGCAGUGGUGGAGAUUCUGGCAAUGGAGGUGAUGGUGGAAAUGGUGGUGAUGGAGGAGACGGUGGCAAUGGUGGUGAUUCUGGCAAUGGAGGAGAUGGUGGAGAUGGUGGAAAUGGAGGUAAUGGUGGAGAUGGUGGUAAUGGAGGUAAUGGUGGAGAAGGUGGAGAUGGCGGUAAUGGAGGCGAUGGUGGAGAUGGCGGUAAUGGAGGCGAUGGUGGAGAUGGUGGUGAUGGUGGCAACGGAGGUAAUGGAGGUAAUGAUAAUGAUGGCCAGUCUAAUAAUGAAAGUGGCAGCAGUGAUGGAGGCAGUGAUUCUGAUGGUGGCAUUGGUGACUGCCCGGCCGUUGGCAGUUGUCCAUUACACGAAGAUGCUGGAUCAGAUGUUACACUGUUGCCCCAUGCCACUGAUUGUGGACAGUAUUGUGUAUGUGACCAUGGCGUUCCAGUAGCCAUGCCUUGUCCUGCAGGACUCCACUUCAACCCAGAGCUGAGAGUCUGCGACUGGCCAUAUGCUGCUGGUUGUGAGGUACAGAGCUAACUCAGCAGUGUGUAUUCUCUGUGACACAAAUCCUUAGUAGACAACAUUACUGUGUUAUACUGUGUUUGUAAUCAUAAUUUGAUGUAUGUCGUUUUUGGAAGAGGAUGUAGCAUCUGUAACUAAUGUCUUAUAUUGUUUUAUUGUGCAUUUUAUGUUUAACUUGGAGUAACAUUUGUUUACUGACUAAUCUAUUUUAUUUUGUUUUUAUUAAAAAACUUUGUCAUUGUUUGAUGUAGUCCUUUAAAAUUCCGCUUUUUGCUCUUUUAUUAAAUGGUUUAUAUACAUCA
Schistocerca nitens (vagrant locust) is the source of this 4489-nucleotide messenger RNA. RefSeq lists its product as uncharacterized. Lineage: Eukaryota; Metazoa; Arthropoda; Insecta; Orthoptera; Acrididae. Gene Ontology annotation, cellular component: extracellular region. The record is from RefSeq and is a predicted model, not a curated record. The transcript is spliced from 3 exons. Gene Ontology annotation, molecular function: chitin binding. The coding region runs from base 102 to 4202 and encodes 1366 amino acids.